CAGUGACGUCAUCGUUAGCGUUGCUAGUAGUCGAGAAGUUGUUGCAUGAAGAUAGCUAGCUAUUAUAAUAAACAGUAACGGCAGAGAGCUGAAACAAAUUAAUUCAUUGCAACGUCUUCUGAUGCAUAAAUAAUGCAUGCAACGAUUUCAUUUCUCUAGUUUAGUAUCAUAACUUCAAGGGACGUGUUUUUAGGCCUUUACUCGUUGCUAACGCGUAGCUAGCUAGCUCCCACUGUUUCCACAGAAUGAAUUUCAACGCAACGGCCAGCUAAUAAGCUGGCUAGCUAAUUGAAAAAGAUUUAGCUGGCACUAUCCGACGAUACAGCAUCAAGAGUCCAGCUAUCAAUACAUGCAGUUUCUUCGUUGGUGAAUUUUACAGCACAGUGAAUGUAUUAGCUUGCUAACUAGCUAACGCUAGCCAAAUUGGUCACAACAAUGUCACAGGCGCACUGGACCAAAUUCGAAAAGGAGACCGAGGAAGAGGUGAAGAACCUGGUCAAACACAUCAGUGGGAUUCAAGAUGAAGAAGAGCAGAACUUUCAACUGGCACUGAAAUUUACCUGGUCCAAUUUCAGGUUUCACCGUUUCCUAGAUGCCAAUAGUCAUAAAGUUCAACGCAGUGUGAAUGGGAUCUAUGAGAAACUGAUGGUGCAUUCAGACCUGAGUAAAGCAGAGAGCUGGGUCAGACUGACAGAAGAGUUCCUCAACUCACCUCUACCCAACACAGAUGGAACUAAGACUGAUGUUCAUCACAGUCUCCUGGACCUUCUCCUACACCUCUCCGACUCUCCCCUUAACUCCAACUACAGCGAGACACCCAGACUGAAGGAGACUGAGAAAGAAGACGACUUUGACUGGUGUGGAUAUUUACAGGAAGGAGAGCUAGACACAGAUCCAUAUCCUGACACCCCAGAGUGGUCUGAGGAGGAGAGCGAGGACGAGGACAGUCAGCAGCCGCUCAGCAGAGAGGAUUCUGGGAUACAGGUGGACCGUACCCCCCAGGAGGACCAGGAGAAGACGGUCCCUGUUACCUGGACAGUGGGUGAGCCUGAUGCCAGGUCCUGGUUAGAGCAACAUGUGGUUACUCCGUACUGGCAGGGCCACACUCCCCGCUUCCCUCACAGUCUCCAUCUACACUCCAACCUGCUCAACGUCUGGGACCAACACGUGUACAACACUGACCCAUUGUAUCUGCCUGAAGAGAAAGCCUUUGUCACCGAGACGCAAGUGAUCCGGGAGACACUGUGGCUGCUCUCUGGGGUGAAGAAACACUUUAUAUUCCAGCAUCAGGAUGGAAAAGUGGUGGUCAGGAAUGAUGUGGUGGUCACUCACCUGACUAACAACUGCCUACGGUCCGUGUUGGAGCACAUAGCAGUCUAUGGACAGGCAGUGUUCCGGCUGCAGAGGUUUAUAGACGAGGUAACGGGGUACGACACUGAGCCCUGCCCUCCAGGCUCCUACUCCUCUAAGCAGGGCACCGAGCCUCCCUUCAGGACUUACCAGGCUUUUGUCUGGGCUCUCUACAAAUACUUCACCUCCUUCAAACAGGAGCUCACCACCAUAGAAAGAGACCUCAUAGGAAAAGAUGAGACGGUGACCCUGGCGGGGGUGCUGGACAGACUGACCCCUCACCUGGCCCAGAUCAAGGUGCUCCACAAGGUGUUCUGUACGGGUGUGGCAGAGGUCCCCCCUGAGACCCCUAACGUGGUGCGGGCCUCACACCUGCUCAACACACUGUACAAGGCUAUCAUAGAGUACGACAGCGUGGGAGAGGCAUCCCAACAGGCCGUGGCUCUGUUAUUCUCUCUGUGGACAGAGACAGUCAGACCAUACCUAGAGAUCGUGGAUGAAUGGAUCGUUCAUGGUCACCUGUUUGACCCCGCUAAAGAGUUCAUCAUUCAGAGGAACAAAGACGUACCAGUGAAUCACAGAGACUUUUGGUAUGCCACCUACACCUUGUACAGUAUCUCCGAGACGGUGGAGAGCGAGGACAAGCUGAGUGACGCAGCCAGCGGGAGCAGCGCAGGGGAGCAGGGAUCGAAGUCUCAGCUCACCAUGGUGUCCUUCCUCAAGCCGGUCCUCAAACAGAUCAUCAUGGCUGGGAAGAGCAUGCAGCUCCUCAAGAACCUGGACUGUAAAGAGGCUGAGCAGACCGAUGGCUCCACUAGAGAUGCAGAAAGGAAGAGCUUGUACACUCUUUUUCUGGAGUCUGUUCAGUCCCGCCUCCGUUGCCGGGUCGACUCCCCCGUGGAUACGGUCACCGAGCAACAGGCCACUAAGCAGAGCCUGAUCAAGAUGCAGUCGAUUGUAGCUCAGCAUCUACAGAUGGAUGACAUACAUGACCCUCUACUGGCCAUCAACUUCGCCAGGCUGUACCUGGAGCAGAGUGACUUCCACGAGAGGUUCUCAGGCGGUGACGUGAUCGUGGACCGUUCGUCUGAGUCGGUGACGUGUCAGACAUUUGAGCUGACGCUGCGUUCCUGCCUCUACCCACACAUCCAGAAGAGAUACAUUGAGUGCUGUGGCAACCUCAUGACCACCCUGAAGAAGGACUACAGACUGCUGGAGUACCUUCAGGCCAUGAGGAACUACUUCCUGUUGGAGGCAGGAGACACCAUGUAUGACUUCUAUACAGCCAUCUUUGAUAAGGUCCUGGAGAAGGAGAGCUGGCAGCAGCUGGCGUUCCUCAACGUUCAACUGCAGGAAGCUGUGGGACAGCGGUGUCCAGAGGACAGCAGCAGGUUGUCCAUCUUCCUGGAGACGAUAGACCCAGUCAGAAAGAAACAGCCGAUUAAUAAUCUGGAUGGUUUGACCCUCAGUUACAAG
Molecule: messenger RNA, 2826 nt
Organism: Oncorhynchus tshawytscha (Chinook salmon)
Lineage: Eukaryota; Metazoa; Chordata; Actinopteri; Salmoniformes; Salmonidae
Product: gamma-tubulin complex component 5-like
Biological process (GO): mitotic cell cycle; microtubule nucleation; meiotic cell cycle
Cellular component (GO): spindle pole; centrosome; equatorial microtubule organizing center
Molecular function (GO): gamma-tubulin binding; microtubule minus-end binding
Source: RefSeq, a predicted model, not a curated record